Molecule: messenger RNA, 2435 nt
Organism: Prorocentrum cordatum
Lineage: Eukaryota; Dinophyceae; Prorocentrales; Prorocentraceae
Source: the annotation of a GenBank genome assembly
AUGGCCAUCCCAUCGUGGAGCGGGAAAGCCGAGACGCUGGAGGGCUACGCCAUUGCCGUGGAGCUGCUGACGCUGGGCUCCUCCAGGGAGGUGAGGCCACUGUUGGGACCCAGACUGGUGGCCCCGCUGCCGCAGGGGUCCGCCCAGCAACGCUUCGCUCUCCGACUGCCUCGAGAAGCUGGCUUCGACCUGGACAGAGCCCCGCUGGAACAGAAGUCGAUCGCCACUGUGGACGGCCCCAACAACCUGAUAGAGGCGUUCAGGAGGGAGCUGGGGUCGCAGGUGGUGUCCGACAUCGGCGAGAAGACGGACGCGUAUUUCUAUGCAGGGCCGGGUCGGAGUGCGCUGACUCGGCGACUGGGACAGAGCAUGGCACAGUGGAUCGAGGCAGAGCAGGAGGCGUACGACCAGCUACAGCGGACGUGCAGGCAGCUGGUGCCGGACGUGGGCGGCAUCUUGCCCAGCGCCGUGCGAGGAGCCCUCUUCUGGCGGAACAGCAACCUAGAUUCCUCGGAGAGAGCCGUGGUCCGCAGCACCAUCAAGGGAGAUUGGAAGCUCGAGAACGGAACCGACCACGAGCUGCCGCCGGACGAGUGCGUUCAGGCGGACGAGGAGGACGUCGCGGCGCUGGAGGAGCACGAGGCCCUGGCCGUGCAGGAGGCAGACGCAGCGACCCGCGCCUGGGAGGAGGCCCGGAAGCUACUCAGCGAUGUCUCCAGGGCCCGCGGCUACUACCCAGUCGUGGGCCUGGCCGCGCUGCCACCGACCUGGAAAGGUGCAGGCAAGGGCGCGCGGGGGGGGCCCAAGGGCCGAGGCCGAGGUGACAAGGGCGCGCCGUCUCCCCCGAGAGCCCCGGCAGGCCAGGCUCGCGAUCGACCGGGGCGACUCCAGCAGGGCCGAGGCGCCGGCGUGAAGUGCCUCGCCUGCCGGCAGCUGGGGCGCACAGCCGUGGACUGUCCCUCCAAGUACCAGACGGGAGGCAGAGGCAACGGGAACAUGAACAUCGGCUACGAGGAGGCGGACGACGAGACUGUGGACGGGGCCACCGUCUCCUGCGUAUCUUACUGGGAGAGUGCAGACGAGUGGGUCCUGGCCAUCUCCCUGAACAUCGCGCUGGGCCUCAGCUUCUUCGCUGAGGCUGACCUCCGUGGCUACGCGAUCGUGGGCAGUGGAGCUACCAAGUCCACGAGCGGGCUGGUCCUCUUCGAGUUCGCUCGGGAGCAGAUCUACGGCGCGCACGGCCAGGGCCUGACGGACAUGAACGCCAAGGAGCGGGCACGCUUCACCUACGCCAACAACACGACGGGCAUGAGCGUCGGGGGAGGGGGCAUCCCGCACUCGCUGGGGCUACGAGAUCAAGGGGGUGAGCUCUGGUUCUCGCUCGUGCCCUCCGAGAGCCCGAUGCUGCUGGGCCCGGGGACGGGGAAGGGGGCGAAAGUGACGCACGACGGCUGCCUGGAGUAUUUGGGCGGCCACCGUGAGAGGCUCGAGCCCCUGCGCUCGGGGCAAAGCAACCCGGAAUGGGAGAAGCUGGGCGAGCACCCGCCCGCAGAGGAGGAGUACGACCUAUCGCUCGAAGAGCUACACUACGACGCGCUGGAGCAGGCCAGCGACCUCCCGGCGGACGCGGACCCCCAGGCGAACCCCGAGCAGGUGGCCCACGUCUGCAUGGAGAUGGCCCGGUCUACGGCGCACGAGGAGGCGGCGCUCUGGUCGUGGCUCGGCAGCCUCGAUCGCAUGGUGGCCCUCGCUCAGGACAGGAAGAAGUGGAGAUCUCGUGGCCGCGUCCUCAACUGCAGCAGGAACGGUCUCCCGAAGUCCGUGGACGGAGGGCGGCGCAUGGGCCUCUGGAACAUGCACGACUUCCAGUGCGCCGGCGCGGUGGCGAAGGCCGAGGCAUUCGUCGAGGCCAGGAGACCUCGGCGAGCCCACGUCUCUCCGCCAUGCACGCCGUUCUCCGCCCAGGCCCUGGACCAGGAGAGCGACCAGCAGGUCACGAGCCCGAAGAAGAAGAUUGCCUCGGGAACCAAACUCAUGGACAACGUGAUCGAGGUCGGCCUGCACGCGCUGCGCAAGGUCUGCGAGCUCAGUCUCGAGCAGCCCGCGAACGCCACCAGCUGGUGGACCGCCCAGUCACUGAUGAACCUCCGGAAGCAGCUGUGCGAGGCCACCGCGGCAGAAUGCGCCUGGGGAGCGCGGGACAGCGAGACGGGCCAGGCCGCGCGCGCGAACUGGAGGCCCCCGGUUCCCAACCAGCGGCCCGCAGGGGUCCACGAACGGAAGUGCCCUCGAGAACGCGCGCGCCGCCAGCUGGAAGGGCCGAAGCGGGUAGCAGACACGGCCAAGUACCCUGAGGCCUUGUGCCGAGCUCUCAGCCGGGAGGUGCUGGCCCGCGCCCUGGUGUCUGGGACCACCGCUGGCGCGAGCGAGAUCGA